AUGGUGAACAGCAUUCGCAGAUGCUAUCGUGGUCGCUUGGACCGCGUGAGGGAAUUGUUUGACUUGGCAGUCGAGUAUGGUGCAGGUGAGAUCCAAGGUCCACAAGCAGCAGAACUACCUGUCCUUCAGCAUGGUGGCCCCCGAUCCAAUCCGCUCAGGUUGAGGCUGACAUUAGGAACAAUGACACAAAAAUGCCGGGACGAGCUCAAAAUCCUUGUGGGAUCACAAGGUCUUGAAAUUGCAAGGAUGCCACCGGGGCCUCAGUUGAUCGAUUUUGGAGGUGUGUGGCAAGGGAUGCAGCACGCCUGCGCCCCACUACACUUGGCAAUUUCGAUGGGUAUGUCUGCCUUAUCGAGCUGUAGCAAAAAUCUCUUGACAGAGGAAUGCUGGCGCAUUGCCACAGCGGAGAAGCUACCACUCGACAUCACACCUCUUCCUCACGGAGCUCCACAGACAUUGCGAAAACUGCAUGCCCUGUUGUCUGAGGCAGGUGCAACGCUACAGAUACACUACGUUUCGGAUUUUGGCCAGUCCCUGCGACACACCACCACUCUGGGCUAUGCCAAAUCUGGUUGCGUACAGCUACCGCCUCUCGUAGUGUCUUUGGUGAGGCGACAUUGCUGUUUGGGUAUCGCUUCCGCUUGGACAUGCCAGCCGCAGGUGGUGGGAAGUCCUAAAAAGAAACCGGCCGUAGCAUGCAGACGACCAGCCGCCGCGCGACAACGGCCGAGAGCAGACUUCACCCUGGUCAACAGCAGUUCGCAUGAGGGACCCGCUCUCACACGUGAAGCAUUUGUAAAAAUGCUCCGAGAAUGGGCUCGGUCCACCAGAGCAAAGCCAACUUCCAUCAAUGUGGUCCAAAACGAUUGGCAACGCGGCAACUUUUACUAUCGCUUCCAAUGUUCGAGCUGUACCAACUGUGGUUGGCACGGUGUUGCUGAGUAUGAUCCGGCCUUAAAACAGCAUAGCUUCAAGGCUACUGCUUUAGCAACACAUGCGGAAACCGCACGGCAGUGGGGGCAUGGUUCCUUGACACAAGUCAUGAAAGACAUCAUCCGAGAGCAUGUCAACCAGGCUCAUGGAAAUAUACGCCUACAGCAAGUGAUGCAGGUUCUGAACACUUCAGAUGCUUUGGAUGGUCCUGUACCCCGCGAGCAGCACGUGAAGACUUUUUUGAAAAAUUUACGGGCCCGCGACGACACCGUGCGGGCAAAUCGGCAAGUUGGAGUCGGAAGGCCCCCGUCAGGAGUUUGGACUACAGCCGACUUUGAGCUGCUUCAGAGAACAUGCCAGAAGUUGCAGGAUGCAAACCUCGAUGAAGACAAGCUGACUCUGGUGAAUUGUCAUUUGGGAGAUGAGCAUGUAUGCAUUUCAUUAUGCCUACCACGGCUCACCAAACGCCACUGGGAACUGUUGGAAAACAAAACGUUCGUGAAAGUAUGCACAGAUGGAAUCUAUAGACUGUGCAAUCAAAGCUGCGCUCUCUGUUUCUAUGGCAUACUCGGGAAGCAGAUCGGAACACAACGCGAUGUGAAUGAUCCAGACGCAACGCUGUACACCUUUCCAACCUCCUUCCGAGAACUUAUGGUUUCCAUUGUGUCGACGGAACAUUCCAUCACAUAUGGUCGGCUAUUUGAAGACGUUGACGGCAUGAUGCGCACUCUCUGCGGAGUGGAUAGCUUCAAGACCAUAGUGAGGCAAUGUCAUGGAGAUUUCCACGCUGGCCUGCAGGUUGCUCGCGAAUCGCAUUACAGGAGCGGGAUGUUCACUGUGAUGCGAAAAACACUGACCGAUGAGUCCUGGUUGCCGACCAUGGAGGGUGUGGCGCACGGCUCGCGGCACAUGCCAUGGCCGGUGUUCCAUGCAAUCUGGGACCAGUUUCUCACCGCCUUGGAAUUGGCCGGCGAAGUGGACGCUGUCCAAAAACUCCGGACGUACUAUGUGCACGUGACUGCGUCUGGGCGGUAUCGUGCUCACUGGGCUGCAGGGUCCUUGCAGCCUGGAAGCUAUUGUGGCUCACAACCUCAGGAGUCUUUCCAUCGCCACCGGGUGAAAGCUGCAAUGCCUUCUCUGUACAAACCAAUUUCCUCGGUCCUACAAUCCUUGGAGGUUUUUUUGAAGACCCGCAGCACCGAAGCAAUGCAGGCAAAAACGUCAACCAUGACAGAUGUCCUGUGCGGUGCAUGGUCACCGACAUUUCGGCGGGAAGCUGAGGCAUACAUAUCUGGUCAACACUACGUGGCAGAAGAAGAUGGUGAUGGCAACCUGUUUAUCGCCAUGCGGCGGGAUGCGGCAGCUCUACCACAUGCUCAGACUGCUUUGACUCCGGCUGUGCUCUUCGAACUGAAGCGCUUGCUGCUCAUCGAGGAUGAGGACCAGAUCAAUUCAGAAGCUUUGUGCAAUUUGGGAGGCAGUUUGGAGCCUACGGCAGAAGGCAUGACCAAAACCUUGACCUGUUUGCAAAGGUGGGUGCUUACAGUGAUUGGCCCGCGCGCCGAGAAAUCUUGGAUUCUGCGACACGAACCUGGGGAGGGUGGACAUCAUCGCAGCUCUCUUUGCUUUGCAUGCCCCACUUUCAGUACAUAUGGUACGUGCAGUCAUUGUUAUGUGGGCUACCGGCUGACCGGCCACUUGAAUGAGGAUGAGCCUUUGAAGCGCCAAGAUCCGAAGCGGAAAACAAAGAAAAAGACGGCUCUGCUGACCCCCAGGAGAGAUGCCGCAGGGUUACCGUCAAAGGAACGAAAAGCACAGGCAACCCAAAGAGCCACUACCAUCUCGCCUGACUUGAGAAAGUUGUUGAACAUACACAACAUGCAGCAAUAUGCGGCAUUGUUUUGCCGGUACGAGCUGACAGAGGAAGAGCUGAAGAACUGGAGCCUAGCGGCCUUAAUGGAACUCUUGGGAUCACCUGCUGCUUCCACCCGACGUUUCCUGGAAGCAGUCAGAGGCUACGACUCCACGGUGGCCGAGGUGCCGGCGCAAAGCUGA
This is a messenger RNA of Cladocopium goreaui, 2988 nucleotides long. Lineage: Eukaryota; Dinophyceae; Suessiales; Symbiodiniaceae. The record is from the annotation of a GenBank genome assembly.